GCUACGCUGACAGCAGCUCUGGUACCACCUAGCUCGCGCUGACAGUCUCUCCGCGAGCGAGGUGCUGUGUGACGGCGUUAGUCAGCGCUUCAGCCCCGGCGUCUUGUUCUUCGGACUUUCCAUUUUAAAAAUAUCUCACCGCCUCGAGUGCGUUGAACACUUCACAACUGACCUGAGCAACAGCAAGUGAACACGAAUUAUUUUUUUCUCUUUCUCUUUUUCCCGCGGGUCAACCAGUCCGUUUGUGGUUGACUGAAUUUGAGGGUCCAUCCCAGGUACCCAAUUCACCGUGGUGUGUAACGCCAGCCUGCUUUUCAAUUCGUAUUUAAGCCCAUUUGUGUGGAACCGUGAGUGGAACUUUUACCUGGAAGCUUUGGGCAUCAGAAAGUCGUGUAGUCUGCCGGAGGAGACCAAAAAACCUCCUGUACUGACAGAAAAACUACCGAAGUUUCCCAACGGCAGUUGUUACCAAUGGAGCCCCGACUAAGAGAUAAUCUGAGGGUUGUGUUUGUCUUGAUCUUCUUCUCAGCAGGUUCAAGUGAACAUGACCUGGACUGGAAGUUCUGUGGCAGGUGGCGUCAUGGCAAGGCCCCCCUGAUGCUGGACGUCAACCUGACCCCAGGCUGUAGCAACAUCUUAGUUUUGGCUAACCGGAGUUCUCUGUCCAUCAACGGGCAGAUCACAGCUCAGUGUAGGCGGUCUGACAUGAUUUCCCUCAGGAAGUUUGGACUGGAGUCCCAGGAGGAAACUCAAUUCUGUCUGUACUGGGAGCCAUUACUGGACCAGCUGAAGCUGCAACUAGUUCAUAAAAAGAAGGUUAGAGAAGAGAACCUUAUUAUUUGCCAGCCUGCCAGAAUACAGGGCAACUGCUGCACUGAUCUGUCUCAAGGUCCCAACACAGAGAUCGCAGCCCACGGCAUCAAGGAUGGAAUGGUCAACAAGGAUUUUAUCACAGACAAAAUAAUGACAGCUUACAGUUUUCAAGGAGAUCCCAUAAAAUGCAAGAAAUUAUGUGAUCAACAGAGCCAGGGAUCCUCCUCUGUCACCAUGGCUUCCGACACUGUGAGGAUGUCCAGGGCUCAGCAUCACUGCGCUCUCAGCUCCGAGGUGGAGAUGAAAGAGGAUAGCACAGGCUACAACGUCACAGCGCCUGCCACUAGAGGUGUAUCUACAGAAAUCACCACCACUGUCUAUCUCCCCCCUGCUUUAAAAAGAGCUGCAAAACUGGGAAGCAAAGUAGUCUGCACCUUUUUUAAAAACAACUCCUUGUUCCAGGACAGUCAUAAGCACAGGAUUCUUGAUGAUGUGGUGGAAAUCACUGUGGAGAACGAGGUGAUCAUUAAUCUGUCUGAGCCAGUCAGGAUUGGCUUUCACCAUGAUAAAAUGCAAUCAAGGAGAUGUGUUUCAUGGGACACCAGAACAGAUCCGUUCCAGGUCAAUUGGUUGGAGGAUGGAUGCAAGACAGAAGAGAAAGGAGCCAAAUACACCGAGUGUCUCUGUAACCAUCUCACUUACUUCACUGUACUAGUGCAAAUGAAGCCUCGACCAGUGCGCCACCUGCUGGCACUGACCGCCAUUACAUCUCUGGGCUGUGCUGUAUCUGUAAUCAGCUGUGUUGCUCUCAUCGUUUAUCUCUGCAGGAAGAGCAAGCGAUCAAAGGAGCACUCCGUACCCAUCCACUUUGGCUUAGCUGCGUCUCUCGUCUUACUCAAUCUACUCUUCUUUCUCACCGGGGUCCUGGCCAAUGUGGGAGGGGAGAGUGUGUGCCCCUGGGUGGGGGCGGGCCUCCACUACGCCCUACUCAGCUCCUUCACCUGGAUGGGCAUAGAAGUUUUCCACACCUUCUGGCUAGUCUACAUGGUUUUCAUCCCCCCCCCAAAGCCAUAUGUAUGGAACCUGGUUGGCUUUGUUCUCCCUGCUCUUCCUAUAAUCAUCCUGGCUGCAAUAGGUGACAUUUAUGGAGUGAGAAAGGUGGUGCCGAGUGAUGACGUCUCCAAUCCUUAUCUGAUGUGCUGGAUGAAAGAGAACCAUGAGGCCCUGCUCGCCCACUAUUUCACCACUAUGACAAUCCUGGUUGUCCUGGUGUUCUCGGGCAUUGUGAUGCUCUUCCUAGUCUACAAGGAGAUCCGCACCAGGGAUGAAUGGAAGCAGAACCGUGUGGCUUUUCUCAGCAUCUGGGGCCUCAGCUGCCUCUUUGGGACAACUUGGGGUCUGACCUUCCUGGACUUUGGCCCGCUCUCUGACUUUGUUCUCUUCCUCUCCUGCAUCCUCAACUCGUUUCAAGGUUUCUUCCUGAUGCUGCGGUUCUGCAUAGUGGACUGGAUACGGAAACAGGCUGGGGGCUCUGGUCUGGGCAGCACCAGCACCGGGUCUACCAGGCAACACAUGCUGCAACCCCAGGAGAAGAGUUAGAUGGACUUAAAACAGGUGGCUCAUCAGAGCUGCAGGUGUCAAGCAUUUUAUGUUAAAAUGCGUUCUUUUCAUUAAAGUAAUUGACAAAAUGGAGAAACACGCACUGGUUGUGACACUGUACAUUCACUGUUUCUACAGCUGAAAUUUAGUUGUCAGUUGUGGUAGCUUCUUGGAAAUUUGAGUGGAGUGUCGUUCCACAACUGAAGAGUGACUCAAAGCGUCAGUGAGCAAGCGUUUCACACAUCCUACACCUCUGAUUCUUCUGGUAUCCUCCGGUUUUAAACAUCACAGACCAGCUGGGUUGGUAAACACAAGUACACGGAGUGAAAUCCACGGACAUCACCAGCUUAUCAAGUUAAAUGACUUUGUUCUUGUAGGUGCAGAUUGUGUUCAUUAGUCUUCUUAUGUGGUGAAGAGUAAGCAGAUUGUCCCCUGUGCAGUACAUUACUUUUGUUUAUAACAGCCACAUAAUGCACAUGCAUGGGGAAUAGAUUUUUUAUAAUCACCUUGCUGGAAGUAUUUUAAUCAACAAGAUCCACUCAAAACUGGUUCACAAAAUGGACUUGAUUUAUCUUCUCUGGAACAGUGGAGAAGAAAUGACACCAUCGCUCAGGAACUCACAAUACUCCUUAUGCAGGCCUGGAGCCUCCCAUUGUAGAAGAACUAGACUGGGUCUGGUUAUUGAAGACAAAGAAUUUAUUUGAGAUAUUUUCAAUCGUAAACAAUAUAAAGUUAAUCUUUAUUUCCAGAUAGAGAAAUGUGAGGAUCUUUUCAUUACAAUGUUCUGUCUGCAAAGAAAAACUAUAUAUUACUAUUAUGAUUAUUAUUGAAGCUCUCCGUGAACCUUAGAUAAGCUUUUUUGUACUAUGUAAGCAUUUGUUUUAUAGCUAAUUUUGCAUAUUUUUAGCACUUUAGAUUUUCAUUCUUUAAAAGAAAAUGUUUGUAUAGAACCUCAGUGAGUUAUGUGUUGUAUGUGUUAGAAGACAUUUCAUAUACAGUAUGUGCGCAUUAAAUAAUAGCUGGAUAUAAUUUUACAAUUAUCAUAAAACAUAAUUAUCGGUUCUUCAUCUUCAAAAUGGACCAAAACUUUAAAUUGAGUUACUCUUUACCUAUAUGUAGUCCAAUAUAACACAGAAAUGUCCUAUUCCUGUAUAUAUCUUUUGACUGUAUGACAAACAUUUCAUCUCCAGCAAAACCACCAAGUCUGUGAUUAGAUACUGUGAUAUUUGCACUUUUUUUAUUUUCCAAGGUGAAACUGAAUGCCACUCACAUGAUUGUGAAUUGUUGAGUUUUAGUGGAUCAAUGUAAAUAGUGU
This is a messenger RNA of Etheostoma cragini (Arkansas darter), 3727 nucleotides long. RefSeq names its product adhesion G protein-coupled receptor G1 (gene adgrg1). The record is from RefSeq and is a predicted model, not a curated record. Gene Ontology annotation, biological process: adenylate cyclase-activating G protein-coupled receptor signaling pathway; cell surface receptor signaling pathway. The transcript is spliced from 15 exons. Gene Ontology annotation, cellular component: membrane. Gene Ontology annotation, molecular function: G protein-coupled receptor activity. The coding region runs from base 472 to 2412 and encodes 646 amino acids. Lineage: Eukaryota; Metazoa; Chordata; Actinopteri; Perciformes; Percidae.